UGGAGCCACUGCCCUCGGCUCGCAGGGUCCCUGCACUGCAGGCUGCAUCCAGCUGUGCAGCCCUACUGCAAGCUAAGCGCCCUGAGCCCGCUGCUCUCCCCACCUCCUCACCCCCUGUUCUCCCCACUGCCGGGUGUGCGCCGUUUCUGUUCUUCAUUUCUGGGAAACCAUGGACAAGAAGCAAGAUUCCAAGGGAUCCCUGGAGCCACACAAACCGGUGAAGGGCAAGAAGAAGCUGAGGAUAACAUGUCCUCCCAUCAAGCAGCCCCCUGUCAACACCACGCCGCCAAGGAACUUGGACUCCAGAACCUUCAUCACCAUUGGAGACAAAAACUUUGAGGUGGAAGCUGAUGACCUGGUGACUAUUUCAGAGCUGGGCCGGGGGGCCUAUGGAGUGGUGGAGAAAGUGAGGCACGCUCAGAGUGGCACCAUCAUGGCUGUGAAGAGGAUUCGUGCCACAGUGAACACUCAGGAGCAGAAGAGACUGUUGAUGGACUUGGAUAUCUCCAUGAGGACAGUUGACUGCUUCUACACUGUCACUUUCUACGGAGCCCUAUUCCGAGAGGGUGAUGUGUGGAUCUGCAUGGAGCUCAUGGAUACUUCCUUGGAUAAAUUCUACAAGAAAGUACUGGAGAAGAAGAAAACCAUCCCUGAAGACAUUCUGGGAAAAAUGGCCGUGUCUAUUGUACGAGCUCUGGAGCAUCUGCACAGUAAACUGUCCGUAAUCCACAGAGAUGUGAAACCUUCCAACGUGCUCAUCAACAAGGAGGGACACGUGAAAAUGUGUGACUUUGGGAUCAGUGGCUACUUGGUGGACUCGGUGGCGAAGACAAUGGAUGCUGGCUGCAAACCAUACAUGGCUCCAGAAAGAAUAAAUCCUGAGCUGAACCAGAAGGGCUACAAUGUGAAGUCGGAUGUCUGGAGUCUGGGGAUCACAAUGAUCGAGUUGGCCAUCCUCCGCUUCCCCUACGAGUCCUGGGGCACCCCGUUCCAGCAGCUCAAGCAGGUGGUGGAGGAACCCUCACCCCAGCUGCCUGCUGAGCGCUUCUCCAAGGAGUUUGUGGACUUCACGGCACAGUGUUUAAGGAAGAACCCCGCUGAGCGAAUGAACUAUUUAGAACUUAUGGAGCACCCCUUCUUCACCCUACAUGACACCAAAGAGACUGACAUGGCCUCCUUCGUGACAGAGAUCCUCGGGGAUGACUCUUAACUGGAGCCCCACUGUUCCGUGCAGUCCCCGCAGCGGAGCAGAUGCGGACUUGAAUUCGUGAUGGUUUGCACAAAUUGUGUUCCUCAGCCCACGGACAGCUCUGGGCACAGCCCCAUCGCAGCCUCUUUUCUCUUUGCCUGAAAUCUUCAAGGAAGAGCCUUGGAAGCCAAUACCUUCACCCCUUCAAAUGCUGGGGGCACGGGGUGGGGAUGGUGCCCAACCUUGGCACGGUCUGUGGGGAACUUCUGCCUUUCUUCCCCUUUGCUGCCUGGGGCUGGCAAAGAGAAAAUGCUGCUGUGCUUCUUCCCCCUCCUUAUCUGUCCCCAGCCCCUCCCCCAGCAUUUCACCUGGUUCUCUGCCUCAUGUUCCUGAGCAGCACUUCAGGAGGCUGCAGGGCUCCAUGGAUACACUGCUGUCCCCGCACAAAGCCAUCUUGAUGACAGCUGGGUGACCCUUCAGCACAGCCCCAGGCCUGACACCCCCUUCACUGCGUGAUCUACUGCUCCCCUGCAGAGGAAUAAAAGCGUAUUUCCCCCCAGUUCACCCCACCACGAGCAGCAGCCCUCCCUCUCUUGCUUCCUUCAUGGACCUUCUCCUCUGUGCUCACCCUGGGGCUGCAUGACACUGGAAGAGGUGAGGAUGGCUGAGCAUCUACCACCACUCCUCAUCCUGCAGGAGGAUGCUGCCCCAGCUCUCCAUCCUCUUCCCCCUUUGGGGCUCAUGUAAGACCUCACACUGUGACCCCAUCACUGCCUCCAGCUGUGGCCCCAGCCGCCAUCUCAGCCCCAACACCCCACAGCCCAGUGCAGGGGCUGCUGCCAGUUGUACAUUUUGUGUCUAUAUAUAAUGGACUUUGUAACAUGUUUCUGGGUUUUACUGCACUUGCUAUAAAUUAAAGCCCUUCUGUGUGGGUGGGAGGAGGGAGGAGCGCUUCCUUCUCCCCUAAAGCAUCUGCUGUGAGCCCCGCUGUGUUCCAUCCACGUGUGGGACUGCAGACUGAAGGCACCGCUGUGGGUUUUUUAUUUUUAAUAGAUUGAGUUUUCAGAGGGAUUUUUUUUUCCUUUUCUAAUAUAUUUGUGUGUGUGUGCGUGCUAUAUAUAUAUUAUAUAUUUUUAAAUCAGUGAUGAUGGUGUGAAUGUCUAUGUGAGCAGCAGUUCUGCUGCCGUGACCAGCAGUUUUCUGGCUAGAUUUGGGGUAGUGGCUGAGGCUUUAGAAGACAGACUGCCCUGAGAUUAUUUCUUUUUUUUUAAGAAGAAAUGCAUCUAUUUUUUAAUCAAAUCUUAAAAAACAAAACAAAAAAAAACCAACAUACUUUUCCUGAGCUUCCUGCCCUGGAGGUGUGGAUGUGAGGGUGCAUUCCUGUUAUUUAGGGUCCUCCCCUUGCUGAAGCACAGCGUUCAGCUGACCCCAUUGCCCUGCACCUUUGUUAUGGAGCCAGGCUGGGCUGUGCCUGGGGGCAUGGUACAGCUCCCAGGAGGAGAGCUUAGGGUAGCUCAGGGUGACUUUCCCCUCUGUCUCACCCUGUCUGCUCAGUGCAUGAGCCCAUAGGAAACAGCACAGAUGGACACAGCACAGUGAGCAAACCCUCACUGACCUUUAACCCUUAUCCCACCUCCUUGUGCUCUCCACAUCCUCCCUUCAGUCCCACUCCCCAAAACAUCCCGUGCUCCCUGAAAUUGCACAUCACCAGCCUGGUAGGACAGCUUGGCAGCUGAGGUGCUCACUUGUAUGCUUUUCCAUAGUUGGUCGCUUUGGAUUCCUUUCGAUUUGCUGUUAAGCUUUUGUUUUUCCUCUUUCUCCUUGCUUCUCCUGGAGAAAGUCCUGACUUAGCUCAGAGAGCACCUUCCCUUUCUCAUACUAGGUGAUAUAGUGGUGAGGGGUGGUUGGGACCCAGGGAUGGGGCUUUGCUGCUCAGUUGGGUCCUGACUGCCCUGUGUGCUGAAGUGGGUCCUGCUGCUUGUGCCCUCCUGCCAUGCACAGGGAUGAUAGAUCUGGUGCCCACCAGCUUGGUCUUAGGGUGGGAGAGAAUAUUAGGAAAAGUUUCUUCUCUGACAGAAUGGUGGUGUGUUGGAACUGCUACCCAGGGAGUGGUGGGGUCACCAUCCCUGGAGGUGUUCCAGAAGAACGGAGAUGUGGCACUGAGGGAUGUGGUUUGGUGUCAUGGUGGGGUUGGUUUGUGAAUCUGAGAGGUCUUCUCCAACAUGAAUGACUCUGCGGUUCUGAUGCAGCCGAGUCCCUCCAGCCCUGUACUGAGCACAGUCUGUACCCAUGAACCCCUCCUUGUUUUCAAUAAAAUUCACCCCGAAGCA
Centrocercus urophasianus (Greater sage-grouse) is the source of this 3519-nucleotide messenger RNA. RefSeq names its product mitogen-activated protein kinase kinase 3 (gene MAP2K3). The record is from RefSeq and is a predicted model, not a curated record. Gene Ontology annotation, molecular function: MAP kinase kinase activity; ATP binding. The coding region runs from base 170 to 1210 and encodes 346 amino acids. The transcript is spliced from 13 exons. Gene Ontology annotation, biological process: protein phosphorylation; MAPK cascade. NCBI's taxonomy places the organism in Eukaryota, Metazoa, Chordata, Aves, Galliformes, Phasianidae.